AUCACCACUCCCGUCAACUCCCGACCAGAUCUGCUUCUUGCCACAAAGCACUUUCAUCAUUAUCUAGCUUAACAUAGUGCCUGGUAGCUUUAUUCUUUGGACCUUGACCCAUUCGUGUCUGUUCAGCACACCAGAUCCCGUCGCUGUUCAGAGCUUGGUUGCCUCACAUCAUCCGGCAGACCCGACCGUUUGCGAAUUGCGCCAUCCUUGGAUAUAGGCAAGGAAAGACACCAAGAUGAGGUCGCAGCUCAAGAAGCCCUCGUCUGCAUCAAGCAGAGAUGCCGAGCUAUCAGCUCAGUUCUCCCAGGCCUCCCUAUCCGGCCUCCCGCCUCUCCAGAACCGCGCCGCCCAGAGCUCCAGCCCUUAUGUCCGUGCACACGCUUCUUCGCCUGUAGCAUGGCAGCUGCUGGACGAUGAAGCAACACAGAGGGCCAAGAAGGAGAACAAGCUGGUCUUCAUGAAUAUCGGUUUCAAGUCCUGCCAUUAUUGCCAUCUUACCACCACAGAAUCCUUCACGCAUCCAGAAGUCGCUAGGCUGCUGAACAAAUGCUUCAUCCCCGUUGUUGUCGACCGUGAUGAGCGACCAGAUAUCGACAAUAUCUACAUGAACUAUAUUCAGGCUAUCAACGGCUCCGGUGGCUGGCCUCUCAAUGUUUUUCUGACAUCGGACCUCGAACCCGUGUUUGGUGGGACGUACUGGCCCUCGCCUGGAACGGAGCUGGUUGGCAUCGAUGGUGAAGAGGUGUCCGAAGAUGAGAGGUUAGAUUUCUUGGUCAUACUGCAGAAGAUGAGAGAUGUGUGGCCUGAGCACGAGGCUCGCUGCCGCCAGGAGGCCAAGGAGAUUGUCUCGAAGCUGCGAGAAUUUGCUGCCGAGGGAACACUCGGAACGAGAGGAGUAGUGCCGCCGGAUCUGUCGGGGAGCCCGAUGGCCGCCGAUUCCGAUUUGGAUCUGGACCAGCUUGAAGAGGCUUACACGCAUAUUGCUGGGACCUUUGACCCGGUCAACGGUGGAUUUGGGGUUGCGCCCAAGUUUCCUACGCCAGCAAAGCUGUCGUUUCUGUUGAAACUAACCCACUUUCCGCCCUCGGUAGCGGACGUCGUGGGCGAGAAGGAGGUCACACACGCCACGCAUAUGGCCCUGCUCACGCUGCGGAAGCUACGCGACGGAGGUCUCCGUGACCACGUCGGAGGCGGGUUCCAUCGCUAUUCUGUCACGGCAAACUGGUCGAUGCCACACUUUGAGAAGAUGGUUUCAGAUAACGCUCUGCUGCUGGGCGUGUAUCUCGAUGCUUGGCUGUCUACCGCGGCCAAGAAGAGCAAGAUAGAGAAGGAGGAUGAGUUUGCGAAUGUUGUCUUUGAGUUGGCUGAAUACUUGACCGCUGCUCCCAUCCAGCGACCCGACGGCGGCUUCGUCUGCGGUGAAGCGGCCGACUCAUAUUACAGGAAGGGCGAUGCGCAUAUGCGCGAGGGCGCAUAUUACUUGUGGACAAGAAGAGAAUUCGACCAGGCACUCACAGGCCUAGACUCACAAGUCAGUGCCGUUGCGGCAGCACAUUGGAAGGUCCUGGAGCAUGGAAACGUGGACCGGGAACAGGAUCCCAUUGACGAGUUCAUCAACCAAAACGUGCUAUACACGGUCAAGGAUGCGAAGGAGCUCGGGCAACAGUUUGGCAUCUCUCCUGAAGAAACCCAGAAAUUGAUCGAAGUGGCAAGAGAGAAAUUGAAGGCCCAUCGGGAGAAAGACCGUGUCAGGCCGGAGACGGACGAUAAGGUCGUUACCAGCACAAACGCAAUGGUCAUCUCAGCUCUGGCGAGAACAAGCUCAGCGGUCAAAAGCAUCAGCCCCGUCAGUGCUGAGAAGUACCUGAAGGCGGCAAUAAAUGCAGCAGAUUUCAUCAGGGGGAAGCUGUGGGAUGAUUCGACCAAAACCCUGUUCAGAUCUUAUUCUACUCAGCGAAGCACGACACAAGCGUUUGCUGAAGACUACGCCUUUCUCGUCGAGGCUUUGCUGGACUUGUACGAGACGACGGGCAAUGAAAGCUGGCUACAGUGGGCUGAUGCCCUUCAGAAAACCCAAAUCGACCUCUUCUACGAUCCUACGGUCCCCAGCACGUCCCGCCCGGUCACGCCGAUGGCUCACCACUCGGCAUGCGGUGGCUUCUAUUCGACUACGGACGAAGCGUCGCACGUCAUCCUGCGUCUCAAAGACGGCAUGGACACCGCACAACCGUCCACGAAUGCCAUUUCUGCAUCAAACCUUUUCCGGUUAGGCGUCAUGCUCGGCGAUACGCACUACACGAAGCUUGCUCGUGAGACCAUCAAUGCCUUCGAAGUAGAAGCCUUGCAAUACCCCUGGUUGUUUAUCGGCCUGCUUGGAGGUGUAGUUACAGCCCGGCUUGGGGGCAUCGUGUGGGUCACAAAGGCCGACAAGGAUGAGGAAGAACUGAGACGGAAGUUUUACGAGUUGCCACGCGCGGGCCUGAGGAGUCUGGUCCUUUCACAGGGAGGAGACUGGCUAGGAAGCACACGCAAUAACAAGGUGGCUCAACUAGGCGAAGGGACGUACGUCUUUGAUGGGGAGUACCAGCCUUUUAAAGAGGAUUAAUUUUCCUCGAAUCGGCCUCAUCUAGGGGUAUUGAAUGCAUAUCUGGGCGUCUAGGGCCGGACUCGAGGGGUUGGGGAAUUUUCCUGCGGCGUGUUUGGUCUGUUUUCAAGUAUUGCUUGUCGCGUUAAACAUCGUGGCAGAUGGAUAAUCUGGUUCCAUGGGUGGGCUCAGGGGCGGCGUUGGUGUAAAUUGAGCUAGAUUCACAAGUGCGGGUCCCCCCCCCCCCUCCCUUUCUUUCUUGAAUGGCCUGGCGUUCGCGGAGCAUGGCUCAUCGAUCAUUCCUUCGUGCGCGGGCCUGUUGCUCCUGAGCGGGCAGCCGUAGUAUGAUCCCAGAGGUAUUAUAGACAAUCUCACCGCAAUCAGUAUG
Molecule: messenger RNA, 2972 nt
Organism: Cryphonectria parasitica EP155
Lineage: Eukaryota; Fungi; Ascomycota; Sordariomycetes; Diaporthales; Cryphonectriaceae
Exons: 4
Coding region: 236-2605 (789 amino acids)
Biological process (GO): carbohydrate metabolic process
Source: RefSeq, a predicted model, not a curated record